Lichtheimia ornata is the source of this 1254-nucleotide messenger RNA. RefSeq lists its product as uncharacterized. The coding region runs from base 1 to 1254 and encodes 417 amino acids. The transcript is spliced from 7 exons. The record is from RefSeq and is a predicted model, not a curated record. Lineage: Eukaryota; Fungi; Mucoromycota; Mucoromycetes; Mucorales; Lichtheimiaceae.
AUGUGGUCACUCGGCCACGUUUGUGCUCCUGGUGAAGAUGACAUCAAUUGUCAUUGCGACUGGAGAGUCGAAAUAUACAAAUGCCAGGAGGAAACCGCACUUUACUACAUCAUCAUUGUGAAUAUGAUCAUCUCGGCCUUAGGCUUUGUGCUGGGCACAGGAAUUAUAUAUUACCGGGUCAUCAUCAAAGGGCAUCAAUUUUUCGAAAUCAACCUCGCCAAAGGAUGUUUACGUCCGAAGCCGAUUGAUUCAAUGUUACUAUUGCUUACUAUUUUCAACAUGCUCCGCUUAGUGAAUUCAGCUGUUCUCAUUUCCGGUAUGGGAUACCAAAUGGCCAUCAGAAAUUUCUUGUUUGAAUUUCCAUGGCAAUGGGGAUACGGUGGAUUCGCUCUAUACUUAAUCGGCAUCGCACAGACACUCGCUGACAGCCACAAAGCAAUAUCUGAAGGGUGGUUACCAUCGUCAUCCAUUGUGGACUUUAUUGGUACCUCGAUAUUCUUGGCCCCUUUCAUCAUCAAUAUUCCCAUUGCGGUGGUUGCUGGUGUACUUGCUCUCGAUGCGGAGAAUGAACAUGUCGUGUUGAUCCUCAUUUCAGUCCAUUACUGCAUUUGGGGUGGUCAUUGCAUCGCUCUGACAGCUACAGUGAUGCUCGCCGGUAUUCGAUUGAUCCAUAUCCUCAACCAGCAUCUCGAAAAGAUCAACCCUAGCGGUUCAAGAUACGGUGCAAUUAAGAAUGGCAUCUUCAAGAUCAGGGCUGUCAUGUUCACCAUUGCUAUAUGUCUUGGUCUUUUUGCACUAUUGUGUAUAGUUUAUGGCGUCAUUCGUGACACUAUUUUGGUUAAUAAGACCGGCAAUAUCUUCCUUUCUGUUGUCUGGACUUACCUCGGAGGUGUUGCUUCGUUAACGGUCAUGGUUGCAGUCAUUCUAAACCCUUCCACCUCGUCAACAGGAAUUCGAUUUGGCAGCAAGAGCUCGUCUAACGAAAAGUCGACGAAUGCCAACGUCUACGACACCGAUUACACAUCCACCUUUGCUAGAAACGCUGAAGAAUACAAUACCAGCAUGUCUCGUGGUAGUGUACGUGACGAACUCAAGAAGCAGCAAAAGAUCCACAUGGCACAUAUCAAUCAACAUAGGAGUGGUGACGACGCCUUUGACGAUGACGAUGACGAUAUUGGAAUGCAACCUGUACACUACGAGACAUCAUCACGUAAAAGCUUGGUCCGCAAUGAUAUACCGCUUCAUCAAGUAUAA